Molecule: messenger RNA, 1150 nt
Organism: Polychytrium aggregatum
Lineage: Eukaryota; Fungi; Chytridiomycota; Chytridiomycetes; Polychytriales
Exons: 2
Coding region: 117-1106 (329 amino acids)
Biological process (GO): peroxisome organization
Source: RefSeq, a predicted model, not a curated record
UCUGAGCCGCCUCCCAUCACUCCCAGGCCCUUUCCCAGCAUCUCCUCCCCUGUUGGCAACAGCUCCCAAGAGCCACUCGCCCGCCCACCAAUCUCCUUGCCACUGUCGCUGCAAACAUGAGCCGCAGAGCCCUCUCUCGUCGCUCCGCCCUGACCCGGAGCGACAUCUUUAUGAUGGCUGGCGCCGCUGCGGUCGGCGUCGGCGCUCUCUAUCUCCUGUUCAGCUACCUCUGCAAGCCCUCUGGUCCAUCACCUCAGCCGGACCCGCUCGCCGAUGGUGCUCCCGAGCUCUCCGCCAGUUCCCUGCAAGCGCUCCGCCAAGACACUUCUCGCUCCUGGCCCUGGAGCAAGUCAAAAAAAGUCCUCACCAUUUCUGCAAAAAACGUCCUUCUCUGGAACCCCUCGCCCGAUCCGUCGCAACCCAACUUCGCCUUCCGAGAGAGCUGCAUACCCUUUCUGCAGAACAUGCUGCAGCACGGCCGCUGGCUGAUCCACAUCAUCGUCGUUGUCUCGUCAGACAAGGAGGAAGAGCAGAUCAAGGCCUUGUUCGAGGCAUCGGGGCUCUACGAAGCGGGGCUGGACCCAAAGCGAGUGCUGUUUUGCGAGUCUGAAAUGGGCAAGUCCCACAUUGUGCGCCACAUCAACCCGGCAUGCCAUGUCGACGGCUCGGAUCAAGUCAUCGAGUACCUGGCUACCGUCCUUCCACAGGUCAUCCGAAUCGACCCCCAGAGCAGACUCGAGGCUGCGGCACUGGCAGCAGUGGCCCCGGCUGCCUCCAAGGAUGCCGAUCUGAUCACCCCCGACUCUGCUCUCGCCCAUCCUGGUGCUGGCCGUCCUUCCUCUGCGGCUCUGGAGAAGCCACUCUCGCGCAUGUCGUCGCUACGCAAGUCUACCAGCCUAAUGGCCCUCAAAAACCCGCCACGGGCCUCGCCGCCGUCGCCUACGAUUCUCUCGCCCUUGGACACCAUGCCGUCGCCCGAAGCCCUGCCCGAUGUAUCGGCACCCCCCGGCUUGGCCAGAAGAAGCAGCAGCGGACUUUCUGCCAGUGCUCUGAGCCGCCUCGGUGUCAAGACAUUCAGCUCAAUCUCCCUCAUCGACAUUGAGUGAGCGCCAAUCCCAGCACCCAAGUCAACCCCACAGCCGCUUCACAC